Messenger RNA from Caenorhabditis elegans, 292 nucleotides. RefSeq names its product Ac108 (gene C45B11.9). The record is from RefSeq and is marked reviewed. The transcript has 2 exons. NCBI's taxonomy places the organism in Eukaryota, Metazoa, Nematoda, Chromadorea, Rhabditida, Rhabditidae. Bases 34 to 252 code for a protein of 72 amino acids.
AUUUCUGAAGUUUAAACAAUCAACCAAACGAAAAUGUCUUCUAACGACACUUCUACAGCUGCUAAUGAAACGUUGAAUAAUGCCAUUUUUAGAAUAAAAAAUGAAUACUAUGAUUUUCAAUUUCUGGAUAUGCUAUUCAUAAAUCUGGUCGUUAUUUUGUUGAUUGCCUGUGGUUUCUGGUGCUUGUGUGCAUCCUAUCGUCUGAAAGAAGACGACAAAAGUGUCUCCGAAUCAAAAUCUGAAGCUGUAUAAGAAUGAUAACUACAAUAAUAAAAUAUAAUUUAAAAUUCCC